ACACGCAUAUACAAGAUGGCGUUCCUGUAUUGGCAGUGCAAGGACGUCGCAAACUGGAUAGAAUCUCUCGGAUAUUCACAUUAUACGGCAUGUUUCACUGAGAAUGGCAUCACAGGCCGAAAGCUCAUUCACAUAAACUGUCGUAAUUUGCCCAAAUUAGGAAUCACAGACUUUGAGGAUAUGAAGGUUAUCUCCGCACACGUGCGCGAGCUCCUGGGCAUUUCGGAGCCGCUGUGGCACCGCAGCCUGGCGGACUUCCCGCGCGACGACACGGGCCUGUUCCUGGAGAAGAAGAGCAGGUCGGGGGAGCGGGCGGACGCGCUCACUGAGGCGCACUUCCUCAGGGAGAUUAAGAAAUGCUAAAUAAACAUUAAACUGCACGUAAGACAUGACGAGUGGGGUGCAGAGAUGACGAGUGGG
Messenger RNA from Clupea harengus (Atlantic herring), 420 nucleotides. RefSeq names its product sterile alpha motif domain-containing protein 15-like. The record is from RefSeq and is a predicted model, not a curated record. Bases 16 to 363 code for a protein of 115 amino acids. NCBI's taxonomy places the organism in Eukaryota, Metazoa, Chordata, Actinopteri, Clupeiformes, Clupeidae. Gene Ontology annotation, molecular function: protein binding. The transcript is spliced from 3 exons.